This is a messenger RNA of Ectocarpus siliculosus, 1994 nucleotides long. The record is from the annotation of a GenBank genome assembly. Lineage: Eukaryota; Phaeophyceae; Ectocarpales; Ectocarpaceae.
CAUUCUGGCAGUAACCAUGGCUGGCGGAAAGUACGCCCAAGGAGAACAGCACAGCAGGAAUGGCCGCUACGACCUCCCAGCUUACGGAAACACAGACUCGUGGCACGAUGAUGACAUGCGUGUCGCGGUGAUCGUCUUGCUGAUGGCGUUGGGCUGGAUCUACUUGAAGCUCCGAGGGAAGGACGCCAACAAGGGCUGGCUUGAGGCUCUUGGCGUAGGCUUCGGCGGAAAUGACCCUCCCGGCUUCGCGAGCCUGGAAGAGCUGGUGGGGGCGCUGAAGGACGCGGGCGUGAGCAAGGCCGGACUCAUCGUCGGCGUCGACUUCACGCGCUCCAACGAGUGGACCGGGGAGAGGGUAUACGGGAACGGGAGCAUGCACGACAUCGACGACCGGAAGCCCAACCCUUACCAGGAAGUCCUGAGGGGCGUGGGUCGCGGACUGGGCCCCCUGAACCGCGCCGAGAAGAUCUGGUGCUACGGCUUCGGCGACGAGAACACGCGGGACGAGGCUGUCUUCUGCUUCAUGGCCGACGACCAGCCCUGCGCCAACCUGGCCCAGGCCCUGGAUCGGUACGCCAGCAUCGCCCCGGCGGUGUCUCUCUCCGGGCCGACCUCCUUCGCGCCACUGAUCCGCAAGGCGAUAGAGAUCGUGCAGGACACCCGGGAGUACCACUGCCUCGUCAUCAUCGCCGACGGCCAGGUGACGAAAGAGCGCGAUACUGUCAGAGCGAUCCAGGACGCCUCCAACUACCCCCUGAGCAUCAUCAUGGUCGGGGUCGGGGAGGGCCCGUGGGAAACGUGCCGAGAGUUCGACAACCGACUUCCCGGCAGGCGGUACGACAACUUCCGGUUCGUGGAGCACCGGCGGCUCAAGUACGGGGACGCGGAAGCUCUGGCGCUGUCUGCUCUCGCGGAGGUGCCGGACCAGUACCGCGCCAUCCGUGCUCUUGGCAUCAUGGAAGGCGCUGGAGCUCCAGGAAGCGGUCCAACGUCCGUGGCGGCCUCGGUGGCAGGUGGAGGGGUCUCCGGGUCGGCUCCGAGCAUGGCGCCGGUGAACAUGGUCAUGUCGGGGAGCGCGCCCCCAAGCGCCCCGCCUUCGGAGUUGGACGAGGAUGAGGGCGUCCCUCAGGACUUUAUCUGCCCCUUGACUCUGGAGGUGAUGAUCGAUCCCGUGGUCUGCGAAGACGGACACAGCUACGAACGCGGGGCACUGGAGGCCUGGUUGCGGAAUCACGACACCAGCCCUAUGUCCAACGCGCACCUCAACAGCAAGAUGGCGGUGCCCAACCACGCUCUUCGAAACAGCAUCGAGGCCUUCCGCCGGGAGCGAGGGUACUAAAAACACGUUGGUACAACCAAAACACAAAGCGCCAGCAAGUAAAUUGGCGCUCCCAAGUACAUGGAAGACAUAUUUUCCUGGGGGAGGGGUAAGGCUUUUUUCGUCCCCCUGUGGGUCCCUGCCGCGGCGUGGGUGUCGGUGGCGAUAUGUUGGCGUUUUGUGGAUGUCGAAGGCGGUAUCUUUGGAGCGUUUUGUGGAUAUCGGAGACGAUAUCUUGGGCGUUUUGACCUGUUAAUAGCGACACGCGCUCAAGUGCGCUGAGUUGGGUGUUUCGGCUCUACCGCUACUGUAGCCCGCGGGCGGUGACCUGCGCUCUCAAGGCUUCAAGCUUGAGGCACUACCUGUGGUUUUGAUCCUCUUUCUUUCUGUCGGGGAGUAGUUGCGUGCCGAGUUUCGCCUUUUGUUCCCCUCUGGUUUUUGACGAGGGCAAGGAAGCGUAGCAUGGUUUGUGUGAGGGCAAGCUUAUUUUUCAAAUCUCCUAUAUUGUGACAAGACUCAACAUGCAGUGUAGUCACGGCCCGGUGAACUGUUGUAGGUCGAACAUUUUUUUCCAACGGUGUCCGAGGAAUGAUGUUUUUUUUCCCUGUAAAAUUCACGGCCCAUCCACCGGCAGACGCGAACCUUUUGGUUUGAUUUCUCUCGGCGGGAAGGCGUG